GUGAUCUAAAGUUUAUCUUUAGAAACUUUGAAACUGAAGUGAAAUUUCAUGAAAAAAUAAAGACUAUGGAAAAUUCCAUCAGUGAAAAUGAAAUACAACAAUCGUUUCGCUCGCCACCACGACGGAGACGAUCUACCUUCUUUGAGAGAAGGGAAUCUAUGGCGCCACAAGCUCUAACAGAAAACUUGGAAACGAUAUCGUGCAAGAAAGAUAGUUUGGAAUCACUACGUACUCAGAACUUGAACAGUUACUACGAAAAACUGUUACUUGAAAAAGAUCAGUGGAAAAAAGAGGUGAAUGACAGGCGAAAUAAAUAUCACGACUUAAGACAGCAAUUCCAAAUCACUGUUAAGGCUCCUAGUAGAUCCAUCAUGUCAUACUCAGCCCUAUCAAAUGAUGACAUAGAAUUUCUCAAAGCCAAACCCAACUUAAGUAAAUUAAUUGAAGCACAACAAAAACUUCACAAAUCUGUCAAAGAAGUUAUGGCACUUGUACAUAGAACACAAGAACUUGAUGAUAUUGUUCUUAGAAACAGUGAAGAAAAAGUAACCCAGAUCACAGAAUACAUAUUAGAAAAUAGUACAGUAGAACCCUUAAGUCAUUGA
Messenger RNA from Bombyx mandarina (wild silkworm), 605 nucleotides. RefSeq lists its product as uncharacterized. NCBI's taxonomy places the organism in Eukaryota, Metazoa, Arthropoda, Insecta, Lepidoptera, Bombycidae. The record is from RefSeq and is a predicted model, not a curated record.